Molecule: messenger RNA, 504 nt
Organism: Elephantulus edwardii (Cape elephant shrew)
Lineage: Eukaryota; Metazoa; Chordata; Mammalia; Macroscelidea; Macroscelididae
Product: translationally-controlled tumor protein-like
Exons: 2
Coding region: 1-504 (167 amino acids)
Cellular component (GO): cytoplasm
Molecular function (GO): calcium ion binding
Source: RefSeq, a predicted model, not a curated record
AUGCUCAUCUACCAGGACCUCUUCAACUAUGAUGAGAUGUUCGCCGACAUCUACAAAAUCCUGGAGAUCACGGAUGAACUAUGCCUGAAUGUGGAGGGGAAGAUGGUCAGUAGGACAGAGGGUAACAUUGAUGACUCGCUCACUGGUGGCAAUGCCUCUGCUAAAGGCACCGAUUGUGAAAGAGACGAAAGCACAGUAAUCACUGAUGUUGACAUUGUCAUGAACCAUCACUUGCCGGAAACCAGCUUCACAAAAGAAGCCUACAAGAAGUACAUCAAGGACAUCCUCGCUAAUUUCAAAAACUACCAGUUCUUUACUGGUGAAAACAUGAAUCCAGAUGGCAUGUGUGCUCUGUUGGACUGCCGUGAGGAUGAUGAGACUCUAUACAUGAUUUUCUUUAAUGAUGGUUUAGAAAUGGAGAAUGUAACAAAUAUGGCACUUAUUUGGAUCCAUCACCUGUCUGUAUCUUAUCUGGCUGCUGCUUUUCACCACACCAGGAUUUAG